Molecule: messenger RNA, 3059 nt
Organism: Acanthaster planci (crown-of-thorns starfish)
Lineage: Eukaryota; Metazoa; Echinodermata; Asteroidea; Valvatida; Acanthasteridae
Biological process (GO): regulation of DNA-templated transcription
Molecular function (GO): RNA binding
Source: RefSeq, a predicted model, not a curated record
ACUCUUGUGUAUGUAACGAAAUGAUGUGCCUUUUGAAUGCAUUCAGGAACGUGAACCAGACUGAGGUUGAGCUUGGCGUACUCACUGAAGAUGUCGUCCAACGUUGAUUCACAAUACGGUGCUUAUGGCACUCAGCAGGCCCAAGGGUAUAGCUAUGGCAGUAGCCAGGGCUAUCAACAACCAGCAGCAGGUACAGCACCUCCGGCCCAGCAGUCCACAGCUAGCUAUGGCCAGGCCCAGCAGGGAGCGUAUGGCCAGACGCAGACAGGCUACGGUGCACAGCCGGCGGCUACUGGCUAUGACUACAGCCAACAGUCACAGCAAGGCGGGUAUGCUCAGCCCACAGCCGGAACGGCGGCAAGCGGCUACCAGCAGAGUACUGGAUCUUACACCACGCCGGUAUCCACAUACGGGCAGUCACAACCCACUUAUGGCCAGUCUGCAGGCCAGACGGGCUAUCCCAGCCAGAGCACAGCAGGCACCACACCCGCUGUGACGGGCUACAGCCAGACCUCAGCCCAGGGAGGGUACGCCCAGUCUACCCCCCAGGGGGGUUACAGCCAGCCUAGCACGGUUGGCUACUCAAGUGGCACCAGCACGGGGAGUGGAGGCGGAGGUGGGGGCCAGUCCUACCAGCAGAGUGUGCCUCAGUCACAGAGUAGCGGGUACAGCCACCAGGGUGGCCAGGGGUCCUACAGUGCCCCAGAACCGCCCAAGCCAAGUGGUGGAUAUGGCCAACAGUCAACAGGUUCUUCCGGGGGGUACGGUGGAGGGCAAGCAGGUGGACCUCCUAGUGGGGGAGGUGGCAGCUACGGAGGGGACUCAGGUGGUGGAUAUCGCGGUAGCCGCGGCGCUGGAGGUGGUGGUGGUGGAGGAUACGGUGGUGACCGAAGCGGCGGAGGCGCCAGCCGAGGGGGAUUCAAUAAGUUUGGUGAUUCUGGCCGUGGUGGUGGUGGCGGCGGUGCUGGAGGGGGCAGUGGCGGCUUUGGUGGGGGCAGUUCCUAUGGUGGGGGUGAGCCCAGGAAUGACCUUUCUACGGAUACGGUCUUUAUUAGUGGACUUGGCGAGACCACAGAAGACAAGAUAGCGGACUACUUCGGCAAGAUCGGUGUCAUCAAGAUUGACAAGAAGCUGGGCAAACCCAAGGUGUGGAUCUACAGGAACAAGCAAACCCAACGGCCGACUGGGGAGGCUACAGUGACGUACGAUGACCCUCCCUCUGCCAAGGCAGCAAUUGAUUGGUUCAAUGGCAAAGACUUCUACGGUAAUACCAUCAAGGUCGAGUUUGCUACAUCUCGCCCCAGCUUUGGGGGCAACUUCAGAGGCCGAGGCGGCGGAGGAUUUGGUGGCGGUGGUUUCCGCGGUCGUGGUGGAGGCCGUGAUGGUGAUGGCGGCGGCUUCCGUGGAGGUCGGGGUGGUGACCGGGGUCCUGGCGGUGGCGGUGGUGGCAUGGGCGGUGGAGCCCGUCAGGGAGAUUGGAUCUGCACUGAGAAUGGUUGCAAUAAUCAUAAUUUUGCCCGUCGUGAGAAGUGCAACAUGUGUGGAGCUCCCAGACCUGCUGAUGGUGGCAUGCCUGCCCCGAGUGGCGGUCCGGGCUUCGGUGAUCGUGGUGGACGUGGUGGCGGCGGCGGUGGUUUCCGUGGGCGUGGUGGGAUGGACCGGGGGCGCGGUGGUGGCUCCGGCUUUGGUGACCGCGGCGGUCGGGGAGGUGGCGGCGGUGGUGGCUUUUCGCCCCGUGGGCGAGGUGGGGCAGACAGAGGAGGGCGUGGUGGCUUUGGCCCCCGCGGUAGGGGUGGUCCCCCAGACAGUCGCCGGGGAGGGGAGAGGUUCCGUCCGUACUAAAAGUGACGAGGCAAGAAACUGGUGAAGUUCUCUUUUUUUCUGUGUACGAAGUAUCAGUCCAGUUUCUUAUGCUGUAGUUAAGUAUUUCUAAAAAGAUCUGUACAUAUUAGGUAGGGCGGCAGAGGUUUAAAACUGCACUCCACCAAAAUUGGGUCAAGCUUCACAAACGUAAUUCUUUAUGAAAAAGAAAUCGCCGAGUUCAUCUGAACAGAACUUAAUGGACUUUACUGUAUUCAGAAUGUCAGUCCCGUUGUUUUGUCUUGCCAAGUUUUGACAGUGUGCACUGUACUGCGUGUUGGGCAAUGUAGGCACAGCAGAUAAGACAUCGGUUAGUCUGGUUCAAGGACAGGUGUGUCAGACCAGUGAUAGUGCCAGCACCAGAUGGAGGACUUAAACUUUGUUGUGUUAUUUGGAUGUAAAUUUGGGGAUGUCAAGUUGACGUGAAUAGGUUUGAUGAGGUGGAAGAAACUCUGGAAGCAGCUGGAGUGAGAAAGAGACACGUCAUUUUUUACACAAAUUUGAAAGAGGCGGACUUUGAUGGCUUAUUCAUGUACAUCACAAGUUGGUAAUGUAGAAGCAAUUUUUGUCAUGCUCAGUGAAUUAAUCUUGCUGUUUGAAAAGACCCUCCACUCGUUACGGAGGUUUUGUAACUUAAUGAAAAUAACUAUUUUUAAGUGACUGACGUUCCUUUUUGGUUUUGUCGUUACUUUUGUCAAUUGUAAUUUUUAGAGAAAUAUUCCACUCUGCAUCACACCCACUGGCAUUUUAAUAUUAAUGUCAUUUGUUAAAACAAUUAGUACUUGCUAUUUAGUUUUCAUUAAGACUUGGCAGUAAACUUUAAUGACACUAUCAUUUCAUUGAUGUUUAUUUCACAUAAAAAACUGUUCCAUGUAGUGCUACACAUCCUAAAAUACAUUUUAAAAGGCUCUGUAACUACUGAGAUUUUUUUGUGAAGUAUGGCAGACACAAUGAUUGGGCGCUAUUUGAAGUGGUUAAAUUUGGAGUUGAACACAAAGGAUUUGACCCAAACCAAAUAGCGCCCUCCUAUUGUGUCCACCAUACCUCAUAAUAGGCUAAUCCGUUUGUUGGCUGCAUAUGCCUUUUCCACUUCAAUUGAAGACUAUGAGGGAAACUGGUUUUUAAAAAACAGGUUUUUUAGAUACAAGGUCUCAGUGUUCCUGUGUUAAUAAAUUGUCUUUUUGUGCUUGUAGAACUCA